Zea mays is the source of this 2005-nucleotide messenger RNA. RefSeq names its product Sphingosine kinase 1. Lineage: Eukaryota; Viridiplantae; Streptophyta; Magnoliopsida; Poales; Poaceae. Gene Ontology annotation, molecular function: lipid kinase activity. Gene Ontology annotation, biological process: phosphorylation; sphingosine biosynthetic process. Gene Ontology annotation, cellular component: membrane; cytoplasm; intracellular membrane-bounded organelle. The record is from RefSeq and is a predicted model, not a curated record. The coding region runs from base 600 to 1628 and encodes 342 amino acids. The transcript is spliced from 10 exons.
GUCCACCUCCCCUCCAGGCUCCAGAACUCCCGAACCUCUCUGCUAUCUUCGCUUUUAACCCCAUCGAUGCUUCCCAGUAAGCUACACGCUCACCCGCCUCGUCCUUCCAUGGCCGAUCCCAACCUCCAGGCCGAGGUCCUGACCGCGUCAGUGCGGGUCAACGGCACCGAGGCGGAGGCAACGCUCAGGGGCGGCGAGCUGACGUGGCGCCCCGCCGACACCGGCGGCGGCGGAGAGGGGCAGGAGCGGGGGCUGGAGCUGGAGUCGGAGGUGCUCGGGUGCCGGGUGGACGGGAGGAAGCUCAAACUCGCGACCUUUACCGCGAGCGGCGGCGGUGAUGGGAAAGGGGGAGGAGGGGAUGGGAAUCGGAGGAGAGAGGAGGUCGUGGUGGAGAUGGAGACCGAGGAUGCCGCGCUGCGCUGGGGGGACAUCAUCAGGGAUUGCCUCGCUUCGCUCGGUAUUCCUCCUGCAAUAUUGCCACAGGCCGGCCAAAGAAAUUGUUCAUUAUAGUGAACCCUUAUGGUGGAAAGAGAAGUGGAAGGAGUAUUUUCCAGAAUGAAGUCCUCCCCCUCAUUGAAGCUUCUGGCGUGCUUUAUACGAUGCAAGAAACCAAGCAUCGGCUUCAUGCUCAAGAGAUCGCACGUUCACUUGAUCUUAGGAAGUAUGAUGGCAUCAUUUGUGUCAGUGGAGAUGGUGUGAUGGUAGAGGUUGUCAAUGGUCUCCUGCAGAGGGAGGACUGGGAAACAGCAAUAAAAGUGCCCCUUGGGAUCGUUCCGGCAGGUACUGGAAAUGGAAUGGCACGAUCUCUAUUGCAUGCUGCUGGUGAACCAUUCUCUGUAUCUAAUGCUGUGUUUGCAAUCAUCAGAGGUCAUAAACGUGCACUUGAUGUUACUUCUGUUGUGCAGGGAAACACAAGGUUCUUUAGUGUCCUGAUGCUUACAUGGGGUCUGGUGGCUGAUGUUGAUAUUGAAUCGGAGAAGUAUAGGUGGAUGGGAAGUGCUCGCCUUGAAUUUUAUCUCCUACUCCGCAUGCUGAACCUGCGACGGUACAAUGGGCGCAUCCUUUUUGUUCCAGCACCAGGAUAUGAAGAAGUUGGUGAUCCCGUGGAACAAACUACCGGUCAUGAAACAAAUGGGGUUAGCGGGGCAACUGACAAAAAUGGUGAAACGUGCGGCUAUGUCGGCCCGUCGAUCAAAGAAGCCGAUCUUAGAUGGAGAUCGCUGAACGGUCCGUUCGUUUCAGUCUGGCUCGGCAAUGUUCCUUUCGCUAGCGAAGAUGCCAUGGCAGCACCAAAAGCAGAGUUUGCGGAUGGCUACUUGGAUGCUGCUAUAAUCAAGGACUGCCCGCGGUGGGAUGUUCUGGGGCUCGUGCUCCAGAUGAAGGACGGCGCCUACGUGAACUCGCCGUGCGUGGAGUAUUUCAAGGUGAAGGCGAUCCGGAUCGAGCCGGGCCUGCGCGUGGGCAGCAGCACCAAGGGCGGUAUCAUCGACUCGGACGGGGAGGUGCUCGCGAGGGGCGACGGGUCCCACUCCCGCGCCGGCGACGAGCCGGGGCACCUGAUGGCGUACGGCCCGCCCAUCCAGCUGACGGUGGACCAGGGGCUGGCCACCAUCUUCUCCCCGAGAUGACGAUUCUUCUAUCUGUUCUCCACCGCCUGCGAGGACUUUGCUUCGUUAGCCCUGCCAUUUUCUCGAGUAGAACCAUGUGACUCUAUAUGUAAAUAUUAGUCACACGGUCACACCCCACUCCAGUGGAUGAGCGAUGAGCCAAAACACAAGAGGGACAGAUCCUUUAUCUCCGUCAAGAGAUUGUUUUCUUUUCACGGCCACAGCCCACAUGGCCGCCGCUUUUAGUGUUAGCGUGAGAAAAUGACAAGUGGGCUGUGGGCAGCUCCUAUUCUUUUUUUCACCUUGUGUGUGUUGUUGAUUGUCCCUUGACAAACAGUGGACUGUUUUCCUGCAAAAUUGGUGUUUAAUUAACCUGAAAAGCUUCCACUUGCAUCUAA